AUGAGCUUGUUCGGUAUUAACAGGUACGAAGAUGAAGAGUGGAAGAAAGAAACGAAUAGUUCUCACAAUCACCUGUCAAAUUUUUUAAAACAGAUAGAGGUGAGGAGACGCCAAAGAGAUAGUCUAAAAGCUGCCAAUGAAUCUACAGCGGAGGAUGUGCCUGAAAAAGUUAACCAUGAUAUUUCCGAGAAUAGAGAUAACGAGAAGAAGUCGAAGAAGAGGAAGCAUGAAGCAUUAUCGGAUAAAGCAUCUAGCGAUAAUGAGGUUGAUGAGCAAAAGACUUGUGUAGAGUUUGAAAAAGAUUCGAGUAAGAGGGCAGAGGAAAAUUUUACAAUUCUGGGCAGCGGCAAGCAUUUCAAACGUCAAUUGGCAAAGAGAGUUCUGCCUCGCUGGCUCACACAUCCCGAAAUAGUAGCUUCCAAUUUGAACAGCGGCUCGGCACUCAAGGAAGUAGAGUCACUUUUAGAUGAUAAACUAUUGGCAAAACUUAAAGAGGAUAGGUUUACAAAAUUAUUUCCCGUUCAAGUUCAUCUGUUAUCUUGGCUUUUAAAAUGUGAUAAAGAUUAUAACGCUGGCAAAUGGGUGCAGGAUACUUGCGUGUGUAUGCCCACGGGGAGCGGUAAAACUUUGGCUUACGUACUUCCAAUUAUUCAGGUGCUUCAAAAGAAUUUUGUACGUACGGUUCGUUGCCUCAUUGUUUUGCCAGUUCAGGAAUUGGCCACGCAAGUUCACGAGGUUGUAAUGAAAUAUGCCAAUUGCACAUCACUUAAAGUAGCAUUGAUUACUGGAGCCACGUCGUUUAAGGAGGAACAGGAAACAUUAGUGCAAAAACAUGAAAGAGGAAGCUUUAUUAGCAUGGUUGAUAUAAUUGUAGCUACGCCUGGCCGCCUAAUCGAUCACAUUCGAAAAACUUCCGGCUUUUCAUUAACAAAUUUACGAUUUUUAGUUAUCGACGAGGCUGACUGCGCGGUAGAUUGGCUACAAUAUAUUCCCUUUCCACAUUCGAAAGCUCCACCUCCCUCUAUCAAAAACAUUCGCUCUAGUUGGAAUAAGCCCGCGCAAAAGAUACUGUUGAGCGCUACUCUGUCACAGGAUCCGGAAAAAUUGAAUAGACUGGGCUUGUUUCGACCAAUUUUAUUUACCUCGGUCGUUAUUGACUUCGAAAUAGAUAAUGAUUUAAAUCUUGACGAGCAUUGUAAGAACAUCGCACGGUGUUAUGGUAAUCCUAGUGAAUUGACCGAAAGGAUUGUACAAUGUCUGCCUCAGUACAAGCCACUCGCACUUUAUCGGCUGCUCGUGCAAACUCAAGAUGUUGAAAAAACACUAGUUUUUACAAAUUCGAGCGAAUCGGCCCACAGACUGGCCAUACUUUUACAGUCUUUAUUAAAAAGUAAGAAUAUAUCGGUCGGUGAGCUUUCCGCGCAGCUGGGCUCUAAGCAACGAGAAGAAACUCUUGAAAAAUUCAUUCGUGGCGCAUCUCGAGUACUCGUUAGUUCCGAUGCAUUAGCCAGGGGCUUGGAUAUACCGGAUGUUAAACUCGUUGUAUCUUACGAUCUUCCAAAAUAUAUAAAAGGCUACAUCCACAGGGCUGGGAGGACGGGUAGAGGUGGCUUACCCGGAACGGCUGUGUCGUUGCUUCUGCCAAAUCAAGUAGAUUUAUUUACUAAGAUGUUGAAAAAAGUUGGCCGAACGAUACCCAUUGGUAAGCUGGAGAAUUUAGACGAUCUUGCCGAGUCGAUAAAUUAUGAGAGUCAUUUGGAAAAUUUGAAAGAUUUAUUAGCCAAUGAACAGGGAGAGAAUCUUCGUCGACUGAAAUCCCGUAAAAGUAUUGUUAAGUCUUGAAUAAAUUGGCAAUAUACAAAAGUAUAAGCGACUAGAAUAAAAAUAAAUUGUACAGUUUUGUUGAAUAACAUCGAUAAUAACAUUUUAUUGUCUGAAGUUAAUAAUAUUAUUAUACAUAGGUAUACUCCUCUUUAUUUGCUCCCAUCAUCGUUCUCUCGCACAUUCACAAAUAUGCACCGCAUCACUUAAUAGAUGACCUUUCUUAAAAUUAAAUUUAGCGAAUUUCAAUGAUUAUUAUAUCGCUCACACUCGCUUGGCCAAGGCAAUGAUUCAUAAUUCCAUAAUUCAACAUGAUGACAUAAGUAAAGACGUUGCUAGCAAUUUUCUUACUCAAAUUGUUACUACAAGCUUUUUUCACUCAAAUAUUUCAUUAAAUAUAAACAAUUUAUUUAAUAAAAGCGUGAACGAUCGUUCUAUUAUAUAAAUUUCGCUAUGAAUAAAGCUGCCUGUGUGUUCGUCGUUUCGUUGUAUCGAGUGUGUCGAAGUCUCGAAAGAACGUGGCAGUAUAAAAACAAAAUUUCUUUCACGUGUUUACCUUGUAUUUUACAAAAUCCAAGGUUC
Molecule: messenger RNA, 2403 nt
Organism: Ceratosolen solmsi marchali
Lineage: Eukaryota; Metazoa; Arthropoda; Insecta; Hymenoptera; Agaonidae
Gene: Dbp73D
Product: putative ATP-dependent RNA helicase Dbp73D
Exons: 6
Coding region: 1-1842 (613 amino acids)
Molecular function (GO): ATP binding; nucleic acid binding
Source: RefSeq, a predicted model, not a curated record